This is a messenger RNA of Lytechinus pictus (painted urchin), 507 nucleotides long. RefSeq names its product centrosomal protein of 41 kDa-like. Gene Ontology annotation, biological process: cilium assembly; protein polyglutamylation. The record is from RefSeq and is a predicted model, not a curated record. The coding region runs from base 67 to 507 and encodes 146 amino acids. NCBI's taxonomy places the organism in Eukaryota, Metazoa, Echinodermata, Echinoidea, Temnopleuroida, Toxopneustidae. The transcript is spliced from 6 exons. Gene Ontology annotation, cellular component: ciliary basal body.
GCGAGCGCUCGUUGGGCUACUACGUACCGUACGUAUACCGUAUUCGUUUUAUGUUGUCAAGCCAACAUGUCUGCCCACGGGAGAACCUCAAGGCCUGGAACAAGGGUCGAUAUUCUCAACAGGAAAGUGCCAGAAAACCCGAGGUACAAAGAUGUGAAGUCGGUGAUUGACACGGGAGCAAGUUUAACAAAGCACAUGGCUAAAAUUGAAGACAUCAGAAAAAAUUACAGAUAUAGGAAUAAUGAAAUCUUCAAACGUAUGAAAGUGACAACAUUUGUUCAGUUGGUGAGUAAACAGAAUACGUUUUCAUCAGCAAUAAAUAAAGAUGAAGUUAACAAUGAAUUAAAGUGUUUUACAAAAGCAGAAAGACCUGAAACGACCGAUAUAAACAUGAACGGUGGUAGUGGUGACGGUCAGAGCCCUGUUCCGUCCUUAGCUUUGACAGAGGGUGACUUUGGAGGACAACCCGAAACACCCUUAUCAUCAAGAUCAACACUUCAAAGGUAG